AUGUUUCGUCGCUCCAUGCGACUGCGCAUGAUGCAACUGCACGCCGCCCCCACGCCGAACCCUCUUUGCCUCGCAUUUCAUAUCCCUUCCUCGACGUACGAUGGUUUUAUCCCCAAUGGCCAGACUUGCGAGGUGGCGCACCGUGGGCUGGCUUGGGUGCACCCUCUGAGCAAUGGCAUUUUUGAACAAUAUGGGCAGGAGGUAGCGAGUGUGUUCAUUGCGCCGCGGCAUGUGUCCAUCACAGUUUAUCCAAACGUGGACUGGUCGACUCUGGAGUGGAGCAUCAGUUCCUUUAUUGGCCACUAUUUAUUGUUUGUUAACGAGUGUGUGCCCGCCGCAAAAGAGUACACGCUCAUGGAAGAUGAUCUUCGGAUUCAUGAAGAGGAUUCGGAGGUGCUCCAGUGCAUCAAGGAACUGUUGCGGGAACAGGUUCGCCCCAUGGUGCAGCGGGAUGGCGGUGAUGUGAAGCUUUUGAACUUUAAUGAGGAAACAGGUGUCGUGUCACUUGCGAUGCUUGGGGCAUGUCGUACUUGCCCCUCCUCCAGCAACACUCUCAAAGAUGGCAUCGAGCGAGUCAUGAAACAUUUUUUGCCGGAGGUGACGGAGGUGGUAGAAGACAAGGGCCACGCGUUCUACGAGGAGUAUGAAUUACUGUUUCAUUCGGAGGAGGCACUUCGACGGGAGGCAGCGCGAAUCGACGCAGUGCGCCGCCGGAAAAUUUCUCCGAAGGUGACGGCGUCGCUGAUGUCGUUUGACGCCCUUCACGAGCCAGACGGUGAUGAGUGA
Molecule: messenger RNA, 786 nt
Organism: Trypanosoma cruzi
Lineage: Eukaryota; Euglenozoa; Kinetoplastea; Trypanosomatida; Trypanosomatidae
Exons: 1
Coding region: 1-786 (261 amino acids)
Biological process (GO): iron-sulfur cluster assembly
Cellular component (GO): mitochondrion
Molecular function (GO): iron ion binding; iron-sulfur cluster binding
Source: RefSeq, a predicted model, not a curated record